AUGAAGCCGUCGAAACUGAAACGGCACCUGGACACAAAACACCAGACAGUCAAAGAAAAACCAGUGGAGUACUUUCAAAGACGGCGCCAAGAACUGCAGGCUUCACAGAGGCUGAUAACGGCAACAAGCACCACGCAAGUGCAGGCACCCCGCGCAUCUUACCACGUAGCUCACCGGAUCGCGAAGGUCAAGAAACCUCACACCAUAGCAGAAGAACUCAUCUUACCUGCAGUUGCGGAUAUGGUGAGGGAGAUGGUAGAUGAAGCGACCGCAAAUAAGUUGAAGACAAUACCGCUGUCCAAUGACACCAUCAGCAGGCGCAUUGAAGACAUGUCAGACAACAGAAAAGAACCGGUGACAAGUCGUGUCCAGACAAGCAUCCAAUUCGCACUGCAAAUGGACGAAUCGACAGAUAUAGGGAAUCAUGCCGUGCUGCUCGUGUAUGUGAGACACGUUUGGGAAGGAGACUUGCAAGAACAGUUUCUCUGCAGCAGAGAUCUGCCCACCACAACGGCAAUCUUCAACUCAGUGGAUUCGUACUUGCGCUCAGUGGGUUUGACCUGGAGCAACUGCGUUGGGAUCACGACUGAUGGUGCAGCCUGCAUGACAGGCAGACAUUCAGGAGUGGUGAAGAGAAUACUCGAGAGGGCACCGAAUGCAACAUGGAACCACUGUUUUCUCCAUCGGGAGGCCCUAGCAGCAAAAGACAUGGUGCCAGAGCUUGAUUGCACACUGAAGGAUGUGGUUAAAGUGGUCAAUCACGUUAAGCGCAGUGGGAAGAACAGUCAGUGCUUCAAGUCACUUUGCAAAGACUUAGGUGCUGAGCACCUACAGGUGUUGUACCACAUGGAGAUACGCUGGCUGUCGAGGGGAAAGGUGUUAACCAGAUUCUUCGAGCUGAAAGCAGAGCUGGCAGCUUUCCUCGCACAGACCAACUCAGCCUAUGCGGAGCUGUUUGACAGCAAGCUAUGGCUCGCCAAAGUUGCCUAUCUCGCCGACGUGUUAGAGCACCUGAACACAUUGAAUUUGUCUUUGCAAGGGAAGGGACAUUGUAAGUUGGAGCAGUCCGAAAAAGUCAGUGCGUUCAAAAGGAAGCUGGCAUUGUGGGAAGGCAGAGUCAUCAAAGACAGGCUCGACAUGUUCCCCAACGUAUGUCAAGAGGCACUUCAGCUGGAUGUCGCGGACAGAGGUGCCCUGAAGAGCAUCAUCACCGCGCAUCUGAAGAAACUGCAAACGCGGUUUAACGCCUACUUCCCGGAGAGCGCACACAACAGAGAGGAAGAAUGGGUGCGUGAUCCCUUUGAAGCAGACAUUGGCAGCGCUGCGCUGCCAAGCGAGGAGGAGAACCAGCUGAUUGAACUUUCUUGUGACCAGACAAUGAAGGCAACAUUCGGAAAAGUCACACUGUGUCAGUUCUGGUGCAGUGCUGUCACAGGAGAGUAUUCGACGUUGGCGAGACGGGCAGCGAGACGGACUGCCCUUCAGCACCACCUACCUCUGUGA
Engraulis encrasicolus (European anchovy) is the source of this 1503-nucleotide messenger RNA. RefSeq names its product protein FAM200B-like. The transcript has a single exon. The record is from RefSeq and is a predicted model, not a curated record. Bases 1 to 1503 code for a protein of 500 amino acids. NCBI's taxonomy places the organism in Eukaryota, Metazoa, Chordata, Actinopteri, Clupeiformes, Engraulidae.